AUGAGCACUCUACUCUGUUAUUUUUGUAGACUGUUUGGCAGAUUCUUCGGUUAUUCUCUGGGCAGAGCGCAAAAGUUUUACAUGGAUCUAUUUUUAAAAGAGACAAAGACUCUCCAGAGAGUGCUGUACAAGUCUAAAAAUGCACACAGGUGCACGCUGUACUACAGGAAGACAGUGCACGUGUACAGACUAAUCAGAAAGUACUUAGAAACAGAAAGAGCCCAGAAGAAAAGAGAAAUACUGCUGAAAGACUUACAGGAUAGAUGCAUGGAAGCAUAUGUUGCUCUAAGCAGCAAUGUUGCAAGGGGGCAUAACUUGGGACUUACAAUCUGUCUAAUGGCAGUCAUAGCCAAGCUGUACAGCCUCAGCAAAAUGUUCAAAGAAAAAGAAAACACGUCUCGUAUAUCGUACGUAGUAGAAGAGGAAGAUAGCAGCACAGAAAAAGACGACAUCAGCGAUAUAUUCAAUAAGUAG
Messenger RNA from Nematocida minor, 474 nucleotides. RefSeq lists its product as uncharacterized. The record is from RefSeq and is a predicted model, not a curated record. Lineage: Eukaryota; Fungi; Microsporidia. Bases 1 to 474 code for a protein of 157 amino acids. The transcript has a single exon.